UGCGAGGCUUAAUCUCACUUAAAUCGAUGAAUCCAUGGUGAAUGAAGCCUGAGGGACAUUGCAUUCUUUUGAUGUCAUGCAUGUCAGCUGUUUUGUUGCCUCAUCUGUAGAGACCACUUUAAAUGUAGGACCAGGACAAGAUGGCGGAUUUAUCUUUGCUCCAAGAGGAUUCCCAAGAGGAGUUAGACGGAUUUGGUGUGGAUGACUACUCAGAGUCUGACGUCAUUAUUAUACCUUCAGCCUUGGAUUUUGUAUCGCAAGAUGAAAUGCUGACACCACUGGGAAGACUGGAUAAAUAUGUUGCAAGUGAAAACAUUUUUAACAGACAGAUGGUGGCCAGAAGUUUAUUGGACACAUUAAAAGCUGUUAGCGAGGAUGAGCGGGAUUGCAUUGCUGUCUUAGAACGCGUGAGCAAGCUGGCUGAUGAUUCAGAGCCCACUGUUCGAGCAGAGCUCAUGGAACAAGUACCCCACAUUGCCAUUUUCUGUCAGGAGAACAAACCUUCCAUUCCAUAUGCCUUCUCUAAGUACUUGCUGCCAAUUGUAGUGAGAUACUUGGCUGAUCCGAAUAACCAGGUUCGCAAGACGAGCCAAGCGGCUCUUCUGGUGCUGCUGGAGCAGGAGCUGAUCGACCGAGUGGACAUUGAGAACCUAGUGUGCCCUGUGCUUGUGGACCUCACGGCCCCGGACAGCAACGAUGACGUGAAGACGGAGGCCAUGGCGAUCAUUUGUAAGAUGGCCCCCAUGGUGGGGAAGGACAUCACAGAGCGUCUGUUCCUUCCACGUUUCUGUGAGAUGUGCUGUGACUGCAGGAUGUUCCACGUACGCAAGGUCUGUGCAGCGAACUUUGGAGAUAUUUGUAGCGUUGUUGGUGGGGAGGCAACUGAAGAGCUGCUGCUGCCACGCUUUUUCCAGCUCUGCUCGGACAACGUGUGGGGGGUGCGGAAAGCCUGCGCCGAGUGCUUCAUGAGUGUUUCCUCUGCCACGUCGCCCGAAGUGCGCCGGACCAAACUCUCAUCGCUCUUCAUCAACCUCAUCAGCGACCCCUCGCGCUGGGUGCGACAAGCUGCCUUUCAGUCUCUGGGUCAGUUCAUCUCUACAUUCGCCAGCCCCUCCUCUAACGUGGGCCAGUACUUUAAAGAGGGAGGGGAGGAGGGCGAGUGGACCGCUGAACACUCCCAGAAAAACAGUGCUGAGGAGAAGUCAUCAAAUUCGGACACGAAUACUGCACAAGAUUCUCUCACUGCUGCUACGGAGAAGAGUCCAGAGGAUUCCCCUGUCGAUGUGGAACAGAAGGAUAAUGUGACCUCUGACAUCUCUCCGGACUCCACUUCCCAGAAUUCCUCUAACGCUCAGGGUGAUGUGGCGAGUUCAUGUCGGAUGGAGGAGGAUGGGAACAUGGACGUUGCCGAAGAGGGUGGAGGAGAGCAGGCUGCCGAGGCUCUGAAUGGCGACAUGUCCUGUUGCCACGGCAACACUGACUCCAGGUGCCUCCUGGGAGAAAUGGAACCCUUGCACAACGCCUCGGAACCUGACCCAGGCCCUCUGAAAGAAGAACCUCCCUACCCACCUGAGGAACCCGUCGCAGAUCAACAACCCCCCAACUCGGCACAAAGCACCACGGCAGAGAAGCCCCCAAACACACAGCAGAACAAUCCGGAAGGCGAGAACCCAGUCUCGUCCACCUCCACCGAAGACACUGCAGCAGCGGCCGGCGACCGCGACAGCACCUCCUCGCCAGCAGCGGCCUCUCUGGUCCAGACGGAGGACAUCCCCGAGCAGGAGCUCUUCAACUCCUUCCACUUCUGGAGGACGCCCAUCCCUGAGAUCGACCUGGACCUGGAGCUGCAGGAGGAGCAGGAAGAGGAAGGGGCAAGCUCAAACACGCCGCCCAGAAACUCAGGGCCCCCGCUCAUAGGGGCCAACAUGCUCCCCCCGGCCCUGGGCAGGAAACAGCUGGAGGAGCUCAUUGAGAAUCUGGAACCGCACAUCGAUGACCCAGACGUGAAAGCACAGGUGGAUGUGCUGACGGCCGCUCUGCGGGCUACAGCCUUGGAUGCACACCUGGAGGACGCCUACCUGGAGCCUCGCACGGCCCAGGUCUCCCAUGACAACCCCUUUGAAGUCCACCAGGUGCCCCUGCUGGACUCCAGCGACCUGGAGAACCAGGAUCCCACCCUGCAGAUCAGCCACGGAGAUGACUCGGACAUGAGCGAUAGCAGCAUGAGCCCAGAAGAGGAGAAGAGAUCCAAACAGCAGGACGUGAUUCCGCAGGCCUUGCUGGACCAGUACCUGUCCAUGACUGACCCGUCCCGGGCCCAGACGGUGGACAUGGAGAUCGCCAAGCACUGUGCCUACAGCCUGCCGGGCGUGGCUUUCACCUUGGGCCGGCAGAACUGGCACUGUCUGCGCGACACCUACGAAACGCUGGCCUCGGACAUGCAGUGGAAGGUGCGGCGGACAUUGGCGUUCUCCAUCCACGAGCUAGCGCUCAUUCUGGGGGACCAGCUGACGGCCGCCGACCUGGUGCCCAUCUUUAACAGCUUCCUCAAGGACCUGGACGAGGUGCGGAUAGGAGUGCUCAAGCAUCUCUAUGACUUUCUUAAGCUUUUACAUCAAGAGACGCGGCGCAAGUAUCUGUACCAGCUUCAGGAGUUCCUCGUCACAGACAACAGUCGAAACUGGCGCUUCAGAUCCGAACUCUCUGAGCAGCUGGUGUUGUUACUGGAGUUGUACAGUGCACAGGAUGUGUAUGACUACCUGAGACCGUUAGCCUUUAAACUUUGCACAGACAGAGUGUCAUCUGUACGGUGGACGUCUUACAGACUGGUGAGCGAAAUCAUCAGAAAGCUGUCUACCUGUCCGUCGCUGCUUGUAGAUUUUCUUAGUGAGCUGGUGGAGAAAUUCUGCCACUGUCCGAAGUGGUCAGGGAGACAAGCUUUUGCUUUCGUCUGUCAGCUGGUGAUAGAGGAUGGCUGUCUGUCUCUGGAGCAGUUCUCUGAGCACCUGCUGGCACCCCUGCUGCAGCUGGCCACAGACCCCGUGCCCAACGUCAGGGUCUUGCUGGCCAAGACCAUCCGCCAGAGCAUCCUAGAGAGAGAGUGUUUCCUGAACUCGGCCAACUGUCACAACGAGGCCCUGGAGCAUACGCUGGUAGCCCUGCAGAUGGACAUGGACAAGGACGUGAAGUACUUCGCCAGCGUCCACCCCAGUAGCACGCGCAUCAACGAGGACGCCAUGAGCACCACCUCCUCCACCUACUGAGCAAACACGCACUCAUAUACACAAUUAUAUACACACCCACACACCCCACACACACACACACCCACACACACACACACACACACACACACACACACACACACACACACACACACCUUUGGCUACCCCCUUUCCUUGGGUCGGAUCGGGAUUUGGAAUGAGUUUAUUUUUCACCUACUGAGCACACAACUCUUGUCUGUUUCUUUACAUGCAUACACACACAAGACAAGCUUACUGUCCUUUCCAUGUCCAAAAAAUGGAUAGGAACUUGGGCACGUAAAGCUUCUCUCUCUCUCUCUCUCUCUCUCUCUCUCUCUCUCUCUCUCUCUCUCUCUCUCUCUCUCUCUCUCUCUCUCUC
Molecule: messenger RNA, 3618 nt
Organism: Alosa alosa (allis shad)
Lineage: Eukaryota; Metazoa; Chordata; Actinopteri; Clupeiformes; Clupeidae
Gene: ppp4r1
Product: protein phosphatase 4, regulatory subunit 1
Exons: 21
Coding region: 141-3263 (1040 amino acids)
Biological process (GO): protein dephosphorylation
Molecular function (GO): protein binding; protein phosphatase regulator activity
Source: RefSeq, a predicted model, not a curated record